Porites lobata is the source of this 909-nucleotide messenger RNA. The record is from the annotation of a GenBank genome assembly. NCBI's taxonomy places the organism in Eukaryota, Metazoa, Cnidaria, Anthozoa, Scleractinia, Poritidae.
AUGCAAAACGUCAAAGGUUCUUCUAACCGUUCAAAUGCGUCAUUAGCCAUUCCUGAAAUGGGAACUAACGUUAAGGGAAUAGCUCAACUUAUUCCUAUCGCCAUAAUCAUCAUCAUCGCAAAUACGUUGGUUUUGGUCGCGUUUCGUGAGGCGAAAAAGUCACGUGCACUUGCUAACUACAUUCUCAUAAGCUUGGCGAUUACCGACUUGAUGACUGGUAUCGUGAACAUUCCAAUGUUCAUGAUAGUAUCUUUCACUUCAAUUAUUUCUUCAAGCACAGUACGUUUCUACUUGGGCUUCUUAGUUACCGUGGUUCACACUACCUCAGCAGUUUUGUCUGUAUACCACAUUCUGUUUGCCACUUUUGAAAAAUAUCUCGCGAUCAUCUGGCCAAUUACUCAUCUUCUUACUGCAAGAGCCACUAUAAGAAGAACACUGUUGGCAAUUUGGCUCCUUUCGAUUGCCAUUGGCUUAGUUCCUUUUUCUUGGAGUGACAAAAUCUUUUCUCCUUCAGGUGCGAAGUGUUCCUUUCAUUACGUGAUCGGCUGUUUUAUUGCAGUUUUUAUUUUGCCUUACACCUUUAUGAUAUACGCUUUUGUGAAGAUUUUUAGUGUCAUCUCAAGACGCAUAAGGAUUAGAAAGAUGCAAGGCCUACGACGCAAAAGGAAACUUAUACAAGAAAGGAAAUGCGUUGCUAUUUUUGUCAUCAUGGCAACACUGUUUGCCAUAUGUUGGUUUCCAUGGUUUUCUAUCAUGCUUCUUUUCACUCUUGAUGAUAAAUCACAAUCCCUUUACACGCUUUCGCACGUCUUUACUUUAGUGAGGUAUACAACUUCUAUUGUCAAUCCGUUCUUAUAUAGUUUUUUACGGCCAAAUUUUUAUGGAGCGUUAAAAAAGCAGUUAAAGAAG